Molecule: messenger RNA, 2019 nt
Organism: Drosophila grimshawi
Lineage: Eukaryota; Metazoa; Arthropoda; Insecta; Diptera; Drosophilidae
Product: myrosinase 1
Exons: 4
Coding region: 169-1833 (554 amino acids)
Biological process (GO): carbohydrate metabolic process
Molecular function (GO): beta-glucosidase activity
Source: RefSeq, a predicted model, not a curated record
CAGAAAACUCGCGAAGAGUGCCAACAUUAAUCAAGAAGUCAGCGAGAAUAGUUUUCAUCGCUGAAGUUACUUGAAGUUGUGCAAAGUGUCGCCCUAAUAAAGGAUUAAGUGCAGUGUGAUAAAGGAUAUUGUGAAUAUUUAUAUAAAUAUUAGUAUUAAUUAUUAAAAAUGUGGCAUAUGCUAUUGAAAAUUGCGCUGCUGUCGCUGGCGCUGGAGCAGAGCAGUCGCUGUGGAGCCGCCUCCACGUAUAACAAUCCAUCGAGUAAUGCACGUCAUUUUCCCAGUGACUUUAUGUGGGGCGUCGGUUCCUCGUCAUAUCAAAUUGAGGGGGGUUGGAAUGCGGAUGAUAAGGGCGAGUCCAUUUGGGACUAUCUCACACACAAUAAUCGCGAAAAGAUUGUCGAUCAAUCCAAUGGCGAUAUAUCGGCGGAUAGCUAUCAUCAGUGGCGUCGCGAUGUCCAAAUGGUUAGGGAACUGCAUGUGACCUCGUAUCGUUUCUCGUUAUCCUGGCCGAGGAUCAUGCCCGGUGGCUAUAUGAAUCAUGUGAGCACCGCUGGCAUCAAGUACUACAGCAAUCUGAUCGAUGAGCUGCUAAAGUAUAAUAUCACGCCCAUGGUUACCAUGUAUCAUUGGGAUUUACCGCAGCGGCUGCAGGAGCUGGGCGGUUGGACCAAUCCCGAGAUAAUACCAUUGUUUAAGGAUUAUGCACGCUUGGUGCUGGAGAUGUAUGGCGAUCGUGUCAAGCUAUGGACCACAAUCAACGAGCCGUGGCAUGUGUGCGAGCAUGGAUAUGGUGUGGAUUAUAUGGCACCCUCGUAUAACUUCCCAGGCAUCCCGGCCUAUCUGUGCGGCCACAAUCUGCUCAAGGCGCACGCAGAGGUGGUGCACAUGUAUCGGGAACAGUUCCAGCAGCGACAGGGUGGUCGCAUAGGCAUCACAGUGGACACCUCGUGGCCUGAGCCAAAGAAUCCUGAUAGCGCCGAGGAUCGUGAGGCAUCCGAGCGGGCAAUGCAGUUCUAUAUUGGCUGGUUUGCACAUCCCAUCUUCUCGAAGCAUGGCAACUAUCCCAAGGUGAUGAUCGAGCGCAUCAGGAACAUGAGCAAGCAACAGGGCUUUGGAUCGCGUUCUCGCCUGCCUGAGUUCACACCGGAGGAGAUUCAUCGCAUUAAGGGCACCUCAGAUUUCUUUGGCAUCAACUCGUACACCAGCAAUCUGGUGACUCCGAAUGGACACAAUAACACUGGCAAGUUUCCGAUACCGUCGUUCAAUCACGACAUGGGCGUUGUCGAGAGCCAAGCUGACGUCGACUGGCCCGGCUCGGGUUCCGUCUGGCUAAAGGUGUAUCCCAAGGGCAUGUACAAUUUGUUGAUGUGGAUACAUCGUGAGUAUAACGGACCCGAGAUGAUUAUCACGGAGAAUGGUGUUAGUGAUCGUGGCGGUUUGGAGGAUUAUGCCCGUGUGGACUACAUUAAUUUGUACUUGUCCGCCGUGCUGGAUGCAAUAGAGGAUGGCGCCAAUGUGAAGGGCUAUAUUACCUGGAGCUUGAUGGACAGCUACGAGUGGAAGGCUGGCUACACGGAGAAAUUUGGUCUCUACCAUGUGGACUUCAGUUCGCCGGAGCGCACACGUACGCCCAAGAUCUCGGCAAGAGUGUUUGGCAACAUCUGCAAGACGAAUACCAUCGACUGGAGCUUUCGUCCCAAACUGAACGAGGAGCAGCUUGUCGCCUCGGCUCGUCUGCCCGCGGAGGAGGCGGCGGAGAAUGGAGGAGCAAGACUAAAGUGGAGUCUGGCACUCCUACUGAGCGUUGUGCUGGCAUGGAUACAUUGCUAGAGAAUCAUCCCUGCCAUAUACACAGUAAUCGCUCUUUCUACAUAUUGUUGCAAAGUAUUCUUUACUCAUAGUCACUAAGUUUGCCUUAUUGAAUUUAUUGUGUACAUAUUUGCUAAUACGUAUUUAAGAAACAUGAUAAAAUAACAACUCAAAAUGAAUAAAAACAAAUGUUGUGAUAUUUGCGAA